AUGCUGAUGCAGCUAUGCAUUGAAAAUAUGUCUGGGUCUGGAAGGUUGGAACUUGUUACGCUAACUUUGGACUCUAAGUAAAAAAACUGUAUUUUUGCAUGACCAGCAAGAGGAGUCCAGUUUGUGCUACGCGAGGAGGACAUUUGUCAUGCGGAAAAGGCAUUAGGAAGGCCUCUAAAAAUAUGUGAUGCUAGAUCAUGCAUUACAGAGAUCCUGACUCCUGCAAAAUAUUAUGCAUGACAAACCUGGCAAGAACCUUCGAGACCCAGACAUAUUUGCAUUUGAUAGCAGCUCUUGAGUCAACCUCCUACAACGCGACGGAGCACUUCCGCCCAGAGGUGCUCGAUGUCGGCCGCGACGAGAAUGGAAAUGUCUUGUUUACGUCCGCGGUGCGCGACGCGUGCGCGUUUGUUGCGGCCAAGCAGAAGAACAAUAAAGGGCCCGUAUCCUGAUUAAAAACGUCCCCACACCAGAGUCAAGAUCAUGGGAACUCUGCUAGACAAAUCAGCCAGCUUUGGUUGUUUCGCAUGACAAUUCUGUCCUCGUAGUGUAGUCCUGUUUUGCUAGUUCAGCAGCAUCACAGAUUCUAGCAGCGUCACAGAUCUAGCGAAAAUGCUUCUCGUAGGGCUCCGCAUGGGAAACUUUUUUGGCAUGCAAAAUUGCAUGACACUUCUGGGGUGGGGACGCUUUUACAAACAAUAGGCCGGCCAAUUAUUACGCAAAGUCUUCCAAAAGACAGCUUCGUACGUGGGUGGGCGCACUCCGGUGUGCCCCGAGCUGGAGAUGUGACGGGAGGAACUGCUACGCGGGGCCUGAGAGAUUCUUUUUUUCGGAACAAAAAAUAUCAAAAUGA
Messenger RNA from Amoebophrya sp. A120, 853 nucleotides. Lineage: Eukaryota; Dinophyceae; Syndiniales; Amoebophryaceae. The record is from the annotation of a GenBank genome assembly.